UAAUGGAUGGCACUACGUAGGAUGUUGUGGUUAUAAAUCUUUGCUUGAGAUGUUUUGAAGGAUGUUUUCAUGUUUCUCCAUAUUGGCAAUGCAUAGUUAUUGUGAUUUUUAGAACAACUGUUUAGCAACCUCCAGUUCUUGGUUGAAAGGUUUUAUAGAUAUCAGGUGUGUGUGUGUGUGUGUGAGUGAUUUUAUAUGAAUCUUGUUUUAGCAAGAAUUAAUUUUGAGGAAUGAUUGUACUUGCAUUUCCGAGCCUUACUAUGUGGUAAUCUGUGUUCUUUGUGAUCUGUAAGGAAUUGUGCCACUGCUGCUCUUCUGAUAAGUUACUGAAUGAAAUCCAUUUUAUUGCAUUGUCUAAGUGGUAAGUUUAUGGUAAGUGGAGACUUGUGGGUUUUUUCUUCUUGUUUUUAAGAGCUGCUAAUUCUCUGGUCAGGUUGAUGCGCAUGUUGUCAUGGAGAAAAUGUUAUUUUGAACAAACUAUUAAUACAUUUUCUGUUUUAAUAAUUGGAUUUACGGCCUUGAAACAGCAUGGCUUAUUUAGUGGUGCUGAAGUUUCUUAUCCUGCAAGUUCCUGUAGUUAACUUUUAUUGUGAUUUUCUGAGUGAGUUUAACAUGGCACUCGCCGCAGUUGAGGGGCAGUGCUCAUGUGAUUGCAGCUUGGGUUAAUCUUUAAAACUACAGAAAAUGAGCAUGUCACAAGGUAUGAAGCUGUUUGGGCACGAGUAGGUUCAGCACUGCCACCAUUUCUGAAUGGCCUAAUAGCCAAAGUUACUAUAACUUAGCAGCCAGCUGUAGAGCUUUGUCAGAAAGUAACGGCCUGUGUAAUACAGUAAUGGCCUAUGACUGCAUGUCUGUUUCUGGGGAGGGAAAUCAUUCCUGACGGUGGGGGGCUGUGAGGUGGCACCUGGAUGCGUGUUGAGGGUGAGCAGCUGGAAUAAAAUUAACAGGUUUUAAUUAGUUAACCUUUGGUCUUUUGUCGACCUGUGGUCACGAGCAUUUGGCUCUUCUCAGUAAGCUGUGGACAACCAAGCACAUCAUCUAGAGGUAUAGUGCUGAGCAUGUGUGCUUGCUGAAUACCCAAACUGCACGCGGCCCCUUGUUGUGAAGAGCCUUGUGCGCCCUUCAGCUCCUCCUCCUCUACUGUCUUCAUCUUGUGGCGUUGUCAUGUCAACGGACACGCAGCCUGCUGCAGUGGCACCAGCAGAGCUUGCCACUGAACCCAACGCUUCAGCUGUUGGCCCUGAGACCAGCCCUGCAGGUCCUGCUACAGCCUCCACCCCAGCUGCAGGCAAGACCUUCUUCUCGAGGGAGAAGAAGAAAGUUCCAGAGAAGACAGAUGAGUACCUGCUGGCCAGGUUUCAGGGGGAUGGAGUAAGAUACAAAGCCAAGCUGAUUGGCAUUGAUGAUGUACCAGAAGCCCGAGGGGACAAAAUGAGCCAGGACUCCAUGAUGAAACUGAAGGGCAUGGCAGUAGCUGCUCGUUCCCAAGGCAAGCACAAGCAGAGAAUGUGGGUGACCAUCUCACUCACGGGCAUCAAACUCAUCGAUGAGAAGACCGGCGUGAUCGAACAUGAACAUGUAGUGAACAAGAUUUCCUUCAUUGCCCGAGACAUCACGGAUAACCGAGCGUUCGGAUAUGUGUAUGGGGCGGAGGGACAACACCAGUUCUUUGCCAUAAAGACAGCCCAGCAGGCUGAACCACUGGUCUUGGACCUGAAGGAUCUGUUUCAGCUCAUCUUCAACAUGAAGAAAAAGGAAGCGGAGUCUGCACACAAGAAUGAAACCAGUACUGUAGCAGUUGAGAAUGGAGGGGAGGCUUUGCUCAGUUUGGAUGGUGACGUGGACACAGUGAAACCUGUGGAGCCAGUGAACCUUUUUGGUGACAUGUCCACACCCCCUGACAUCAACUCUCCCACGGAUGCUUGGAAAAAUCACAGACAGUCUCCUGGAAGUGAUGUGUUUGGGGCCAACUUGUUUGACCCUCCAGCACAGAAUGAUGGUGCAUCUACAACCCAGUCCAGCAUCUCGCUCCCUGUAGAUCUGUUUAACCCCACCACCACAUCUUCGCUAGCCUCCCUCGGAUCAAUGUCCCUGGGACCUCCAUCUGUUUCUCCAGGGACAGGCCCUUGGGGUUCAACAGGAACCUCAAUGUUUCCUGCUCAGGGCCACAUUCCCCAAGUACGAAUCCAGGGUGCUCCUCCAAGUUCCUACACACCUGUUUUUGGGACACCAUCAGUACCUCAGUGGGGCCAACAGGCAGCUUCCCCUUUUGCCCCCCCUGCUGCCACCCCAACCUGGGGCCAGCAAGGUGGUGUGGGGCCCAUGGCCUCAUGGCCAUCAUCUGGUCCUACAUCAAACCCCUUUUCAGGAGGUCCGUUUGCUCUCACAAUCCCUCCAGGAGGAAUGAUGGCAUCUCAAGAGCCCUCAGUCAUCCCUCCCCGAGCUCCCCCUCGCCCCCCAGUGAAAGAAGAUGCACCCACCAUUAAAAGUGCUUUCAGAGCUCUAGACCCCCUUGGGGGGAGGGAACAGAAGAGUGGGAAGGACAUGUUCAAAGAUUUCCAUAUGGCUAAACCAGGCACUGCCCCUGUGCCUGGCUCAACCACCAAUGGCUCGUUUGACCAGUACUUCUCUAGCAAAGUGGGUGUGCCCCAGGAAGCAGCAGACUAUGAUGACUUUGACAUAAACCAACUCGCCGGAAAAGCCAUCGAACCUUCCAAACCUCCACUGCAACAAGCAUCCACAACUGCAGUCCCAACUCAGGGCUAUAGCCUGACUCCUUCCCCAGCAGGAGGUCUCUUGGAUGCGGCCUUCUCACCGGUUCCAGCCCCAGGUCCAUCAGGGCAAGGCCCUGUACCAGCCCCCACCCUUUUUAAUGACCCAUUUGGAAGUAGCUUCUUUGGAGCCCCACCCACAUCUACAGCUGCUCCAGCUGUACAGACCACUACAAAAGCAGAUCCUUUUGGAGAUCCCUUUGGAGGAAAUCCCUUUGCCUAGGCUGCAAUGCUCAGGAACCCCAGAAAACCCCAGCCCUCGUCCCACAUGCGACUGCACCUGCUCUCUGUAUACGUCUCCUGCUUCUUUGUCUUUUGUAACUGACCUCAGAUCAGCCUACCCCUUAUUAAAAUCAGCUCCAUUUCCCCCAGUGUGCCUGUGAUCACGUGAAGCAAACACAAAUGGAAACUGAGGGUAUAAGAGAAAGUUUGAGGCAAAAUAUGUGACUAGCAUAAGUGUACCAUGUAUGGAGUUUCCAUGGACAUAUUUGAUAAUGUGCUUCAUUCUGUCUGACAUUAAAGAAAGCAUGAAUUGA
Molecule: messenger RNA, 3307 nt
Organism: Electrophorus electricus (electric eel)
Lineage: Eukaryota; Metazoa; Chordata; Actinopteri; Gymnotiformes; Gymnotidae
Gene: dab2
Product: DAB adaptor protein 2
Biological process (GO): positive regulation of endocytosis; positive regulation of epithelial to mesenchymal transition; receptor-mediated endocytosis
Cellular component (GO): cytoplasm; intracellular membrane-bounded organelle; clathrin-coated pit
Molecular function (GO): cargo receptor activity; clathrin-cargo adaptor activity
Source: RefSeq, a predicted model, not a curated record